ACCGCGCACACACACACACACACGCCGAGGCGAUGCAGCUUUAAAGGGGCCAGCUGCAGCCCGGGGACCGGCCCACGGGAGGCCGGUGAGCUCCCUCCGACCGCAGCCCCGAGCGCUGCCGCCGCGGCCGGGAGACUCCAAGCGCUGGGGCUGGGCGGGCGGGCCGAGCCGAGCCCAGCGGCUGCCAGCCCGCCUCACGCCAAGUUUGAUCGAUAACCCUUUCCCGGCCCGGGCGGAGCAGCCUCGUCGGCUCCGCUACCCACCAUCUUUGGGGGAAGUCCCUGCGCUGGGGGGGGCUGCUGGAGACGGGGGGAGAAAGGCAACCUCCCAGCCAAUGAGCCCUCCCAGGCUGGGGUGAAGACAGGAGGAGAAGGAUUUGGCGAAGGAAAAAAAAAAAAAAAAGAAGAAGAAGCAGGGAAGAAAGGAGGGGGACCAUCCUCCCCACUACCUCCGCCAGCAUCCGAGUCUCCAGUUGCGCCCAUGCCUGUGCCGCCAGUUUCGUUGUAGGGGCUGAACCGCAGGGACUGAAGAAAAUGGGGCAGAGCGCACCCCGGACCCUCCUGCUGCUGCUGGCGGGGCUGCUGGGGGAGGCUCUGGCAGGGUUCCCCAACACCAUCAGUAUAGGUGGACUUUUCAUGAGGAACACUGUUCAGGAGCACAGUGCAUUUCGAUUUGCUGUGCAGUUAUACAACACAAACCAAAAUACCACAGAAAAGCCCUUCCAUUUGAACUAUCACGUAGAUCACUUGGACUCUUCCAACAGUUUUUCAGUGACAAAUGCUUUCUGUUCACAGUUUUCCAGAGGAGUUUAUGCCAUCUUUGGAUUCUACGACCAGAUGUCAAUGAACACACUGACAUCAUUUUGUGGAGCGCUUCACACAUCCUUCGUCACACCCAGCUUCCCCACAGAUGCAGAUGUGCAGUUUGUCAUCCAGAUGCGGCCAGCAUUAAAAGGAGCCAUCUUGAGUCUCUUGACUCAUUAUAAGUGGGAAAAGUUUGUGUACCUCUAUGACACAGAACGGGGAUUUUCCAUUCUUCAGGCCAUUAUGGAAGCAGCAGUACAGAACAACUGGCAAGUGACAGCCAGAUCUGUAGGAAGUAUAAAGGAUGUUCAAGAGUUCAGAAGAAUUAUAGAGGAGAUGGACAGGCGGCAAGAAAAAAGAUACUUAAUUGACUGUGAAGUGGACAGAAUCAACACCAUUUUGGAACAGGUUGUAAUCCUCGGCAAACAUUCUAGAGGCUAUCACUACAUGUUAGCUAACCUGGGUUUCACAGACAUUGUUCUGGAGAGAGUAAUGCAUGGAGGUGCCAAUGUUACUGGAUUCCAGAUUGUUAAUAAUGAAAACCCAAUGGUUCAACAGUUUCUACAACGCUGGGUGAGACUCGAUGAAAGGGAAUUCCCUGAAGCCAAAAACUCACCAUUGAAGUAUACGUCUGCACUGACCCACGAUGCAGUCCUAGUCAUAGCAGAGGCUUUCCGUUACCUCCGAAGACAGCGUGUGGAUGUCUCCAGGAGAGGUAGUGCUGGAGACUGCCUGGCUAACCCUGCAGUGCCAUGGAGCCAAGGAAUUGAUAUAGAAAGAGCGCUGAAAAUGGUGCAAGUUCAAGGAAUGACAGGGAACAUCCAGUUUGACACCUAUGGGCGGAGAACAAAUUACACAAUUGAUGUGUAUGAAAUGAAAGCCGCUGGAUCACGGAAGGCUGGUUAUUGGAACGAAUAUGAAAGAUUUGUGCCAGCAUUAGAUCAGCUGCCCUCUAAUGACACUUCAUCUGUGGAGAACAGAACUAUAGUAGUCACUACCAUCUUGGAAUCACCAUAUGUAAUGUAUAAGAAAAACCAUGAACAACUAGAAGGGAAUGAGAGAUAUGAAGGAUAUUGUGUAGACUUAGCUUCUGAAAUAGCAAAACAUGUUGGAAUAAAAUACAAACUGUCAAUUGUUGGAGAUGGGAAAUAUGGAGCUAGGGACCCUGAGACUAAGAUAUGGAAUGGCAUGGUGGGUGAACUGGUCUAUGGGAGAGCAGAUAUAGCUGUUGCCCCCCUCACUAUAACAUUGGUGCGAGAAGAAGUCAUAGACUUUUCCAAACCCUUUAUGAGCCUGGGCAUCUCCAUCAUGAUCAAGAAGCCUCAGAAAUCUAAACCAGGCGUAUUCUCUUUCCUGGAUCCUUUGGCUUAUGAAAUUUGGAUGUGUAUAGUCUUUGCUUACAUUGGCGUCAGCGUAGUUCUUUUCCUAGUCAGCAGAUUCAGCCCUUACGAAUGGCACUUGGAAGACAGCAGUGAAGAACCACGUGACCCUCAGAAUCCUCCUGAUCCUCCAAAUGAGUUUGGAAUAUUUAACAGCCUUUGGUUUUCCCUGGGUGCCUUUAUGCAGCAAGGAUGCGAUAUUUCUCCAAGAUCUCUCUCAGGGCGAAUUGUCGGAGGAGUCUGGUGGUUCUUCACUCUCAUCAUUAUCUCUUCCUACACUGCUAAUCUUGCUGCCUUCCUUACGGUGGAAAGGAUGGUUUCUCCCAUAGAGAGUGCAGAGGACCUGGCUAAACAAACUGAAAUAGCCUAUGGCACUCUGGAUUCAGGCUCAACCAAAGAAUUCUUCAGAAGGUCAAAAAUAGCCGUCUACGAGAAAAUGUGGUCAUACAUGAAGUCGGCCGAGCCCUCGGUGUUCACCAAAACGACGGCAGACGGGGUGGCCAGGGUGCGGAAGUCGAAGGGGAAGUUUGCCUUCCUGCUGGAGUCGACGAUGAACGAGUACAUCGAGCAGCGCAAGCCCUGCGACACCAUGAAAGUGGGCGGCAACCUGGAUUCCAAGGGCUAUGGUGUAGCAACCCCCAAAGGCUCAGCAUUAAGAACUCCUGUAAACCUUGCAGUAUUGAAACUCAGUGAACAAGGCAUCUUAGACAAGCUGAAAAACAAAUGGUGGUACGAUAAGGGUGAAUGUGGAGCCAAGGACUCCGGAAGUAAGGACAAGACGAGCGCUCUGAGCCUGAGCAAUGUUGCCGGGGUUUUCUAUAUCCUUGUGGGAGGCCUGGGGCUGGCCAUGAUGGUGGCCCUGAUCGAGUUCUGCUACAAGUCUCGGGCCGAGUCCAAGCGAAUGAAACUCACCAAGAACACGCAGAACUUCAAACCCGCUCCCGCCACCAACACCCAGAAUUACGCUACCUACAGAGAAGGCUACAACGUGUACGGCACAGAAAGUGUGAAAAUCUAGGGAUCCUCACCCUGACAGCACGCAAGAGGAGAAGCAGCAGAGAAUGUGGCUACUUCACGGAUUCGGACCACCUGAGCCAGUCGUACUCUCUCCGAGGUGUCAGGCAUGACACGCAUUGAUGAUGGUGCAAUGUACUUUUAAUAGGAAAAACUGAUAUUUUUUCCUUCAGUGCCUUAUGGAAGACUCUGAGAUUCACAACAAUGCAAACCAUCACCGAAAUAUUCUUGCUUUGCUUGAAAGAAGAAAAAGUAAAAGUAAAACAAAAGAAG
Molecule: messenger RNA, 3469 nt
Organism: Chroicocephalus ridibundus (black-headed gull)
Lineage: Eukaryota; Metazoa; Chordata; Aves; Charadriiformes; Laridae
Gene: GRIA3
Product: glutamate ionotropic receptor AMPA type subunit 3
Exons: 16
Coding region: 534-3200 (888 amino acids)
Biological process (GO): modulation of chemical synaptic transmission; monoatomic ion transport; synaptic transmission, glutamatergic
Cellular component (GO): dendritic spine; AMPA glutamate receptor complex; postsynaptic density membrane
Molecular function (GO): transmitter-gated monoatomic ion channel activity involved in regulation of postsynaptic membrane potential; AMPA glutamate receptor activity
Source: RefSeq, a predicted model, not a curated record